GACAUGCGGGUCAAGUAUGUAAACAUAAACAUGUAAACAUCUUUGUGCACGCAGCAGAGUGUAAACAUUCCUGUAUACACACAUGCACCAUGUAAACACAUUACAACAUAUAGACAUGCAGUAGGUAAUCAUUACUACGCGUGUAAUGUACAUCUGUGAUCUGUAUUACUUCAAUAGAAAAUCUCCUUACAUCGCCAUAAGAGAACUUCAGUCCAGAUGAUGAUGAUGAUGAUGAUGAUGAUGAUGAUGAUUUUUAGACGCACUUCUAAUUGCUUUGUCUGGAGUCAAACUGACAAACACUGCGCCAGGCAGCAGGCCUUACAUGGAAUAAAAUACAUUUAUUAAGAAAAUGUAUCGAUGACAGAUCGAAGACCGUGGCGAGACAAAGCCCGCUAUGAGAUAAUUGCUAAACAAGUCAUUAGGAGAACUACUUUGACAACUUUUAUGUCACGGCCUCAGCUGGCCAUCAGUUGCAACAGAGAGUCGGACACCGAGGCCAACGCCAUCUUGGUGCUCAACAAGGGGAGGUAAUGUUUACACCAAAAUAAACCCCGGUAAUCAACGAUCCUUCCAGCACACCCCCUCGGACUGUUUUCCUUUUUAUUAUCCUGUAAACAUACUUAAUGGCUGUCAUCAAAAUGUCAAGAAAAUUUUGUGCGAUUGCUGGAGUCGGGUAGAAUAAAAGCAGGUCAACGGGUGGGUGAGCCCCGACAUCAAGCAACGAUGCUUUAGAAAUAGAAAAAGAGUGAGUGAAUGAGAGAAAGGCUGAGCGGGAAGGAGAGAGAAGAGGUUUGUGAGGACGACAGUGUCAAUAAGAGCAGUUAUCGAUGUGACCCUCCGAGGGUCAACAAAUAUCUCACUGAAGCACGAGCUACACUCGUAGACAUGAGCAUCUCUAGAGUUUGUAGAUGACAAGGGGCAGACAUAGACACACAUGGUCAUAAGGGAGGGAAGAGAAGGGAGAGAUGGAGGAAAGGAAAGUUGGAGGAACAGAAAGAGAAAGAGAACUUUUGAUAAUUGCUCUCUCACUAUUUGAUUAUCCUGACUUAAAGUUGUGGACUGCUUCCGCAAGUUCACGGACAUGUGAAGAAUUGUCUUUUUAAUUUUCCUUGAAAAAAAUCCCUUUGAGACACACGACAGUCACACCGCAGGCCGAGCUUAGGUUCAUGUUGAUGAUGCUGGCGAGAUGAUUAGUUGUGGAGGCAGAGAGAAGGUGGUAGAGGGACUUACACACAGAAGGGACUUAGUCUUCAGAUCACGUUUGGGGAGGAUUUCAACACGGAUGUGGACCUGAAGCACAACUAAGUACAGCAACGGGAACUACAAUCAACAACAUUAAAAACAGGAUAGAAUAUCAAAAACAAUAAAUAACAAAUUUAAAAACAAGAAACAACAUUAAAAAUAAACAUUCCACAAGAGAGGAAAGAUAAAAGAAAAGGAAAAAAGAAUCUGACUGAAAGGAUUGAAGAUACAGUAGCUUAGAAGGGAGAAGGUGGUGAGAGGAGAGAGGGAGGGUGAGAGUGAACUUUACUGCUGAGGUCAUUGAGCCACCACAAUGGCUUAAACAAGAAUGCAGCUAUACAGGUAAAAAUGAGCAAAAGUAUUUCACAGCAAAUAGUUUAUAAUGUAUCUCUUGCCUGCUAGACAUGAGUGCAAGUGUAUGAGAGAGAAGAAAAGAAAGAGAGAGAUGAACACCAGCAGGAAGACGGGUUAGGGACAGACAUUCAGGUCCUUAUCAUGAUCUGGUGUCAGCUACAAGUCUUGCGACACAUUCUCUUGCAUGCUGGGACAAGUUGCAAGGGCAGAUUUACCCCAGUAGUGGAGUUAUUUACUCACCUGAUUACGCACAGCAUUGACUUCCCCUGUCUUCCAUUCCACUAAUCCUUCUAAUGUGCGGGCAUUCAGUCCUUGCCAGCUGCCCACACAGCACUGGCUGGCGCUAGGCAAGCUCGGGUAGUCUCCACCACCCCGUUACCUAGGAUACUCAUUUAAAAAAACAAGAAAAAUGCCUGUAGCCAUCAGCCCGGGUACGAGUUGCUGGAUUGGAGAUUUGUAACUUUGAAAAAAGGAAUAGAGAAAGUUUCCAUGUAUAAGAGGAGACGAGAAACCAGGUAAGAUUACAGGUGUUCCAGGCUCCUCAUGAAACCUCAGCGACUGUUUUCCCUCCGAAACAUCAUGGCGCCGUGUAAUUGCCGCUACUGGUCACGUGUCACCAAACGACGCAUGCGCGCCGCCGCCGGCGUCGGAGCCAUCUGCCUCUUCCUGCUUUUCUUCCUCCUACAGAGUGAAGUCCCUUGCCAACAAGAUGGCUGCCAGAGCAGCGAGAGGGCGGGCCGCGCCGUGCAAGACAAAUCCUCGUUCGUGACGUCAUUUCCCGUGCGGCAGUGGCGGAACUCCUCCACGCGGAGAAUCCUCCGCUGGACGGGCUUCUUCGAGGACAAGUCAUGGGAGGAAACGGACGACCGCUACUUUGCCUCGUGUCCGGAGUCUCGGUGCACCAUGACCAACGACCGCUCGCUGCUCCUUCAGAGCGAUGCCGUCCUCCUGCACGCAGGCGCCCUCCUCAAGUUCUUCCGCAGCUUCCCUUUACCACACCAGCGAACACCUGAACAGGUGUGGAUCCUGCACAACGUGGAGCCACCUACACGGACGCCACUGGACCUCAAACGCUUCAACGGCCUCAUCAACUGGACGGCCAUCCAUCGUCUGGAUUCAGACGUACCCGUUCCUUACGGCGGGUACAUCAAGUACCCAUCAGGGGACAGGUAUGGACAGAACCAGUCGGUGAACUUCGCCCGCCACAACAUCCGCUUCGCCGCCUGGAUGUCCAGCAACUGCUACGACUACAACCGACGCCAGCUCUUGAUACGUCAGCUGAAGAAGCUGCUAGGUGGGGACCUUGACCUCUAUGGAGCAUGCGGAGGAAAGAGAUGCCCGGAGACCAUCUGCUUCGACACCAUCUCCAACUACAAGUUCUUCUUCGCGAUGGAGAACGCCAACUGCCGCGACUACAUCACCGAAAAGUUCUGGAGUGCGCUGAGCAGAAGACAGGUGCCCGUUGUUCUGGGAGGAGCAUCCAGUGAGGAUUAUCGAAAAGUGGCGCCUCCCAAUUCCUUUAUACACAUCGGCGAUUUCCCCAACCUGGAGCAACUGGUGGCUCACCUGCGGAAGGUGGGUGCCGACGAAGACGCUUACAACGGUUACCUGGCCUGGACUCGUCACUACGACGUGUACAGCGAGCUGCCGGCGCGACGCCGAUGGUGGUGUGACCUUUGUCAGGCGCUACACGACAGCACCAGACCUGCCCAGGUGUACACCGACCUGCACGAGUGGUACAACGACGACACCUGUCCUCAGUGGACGCUGAUGAACCAGGUGAGGCGAGUUGUUGACGGCCUGAAGAUCAAGCUCGGUGUGUUAUAGAAGAACAAUUGUUGGCAGACACACUUUGUGGUGAGACACUGAUGGUGAUGACAUUCACACUGAAGUGAACUGGUCGCAAAGACAGGACAUCGGUUGGCCAUGAGUCAGUCACAAUCGACUGAGUUUAUUCUGUCAAUAAUAUUCACAAGCUACAAAAGCUCAGUGUCACCAUCACCAACGUUCUUUGGUGACUGCCACACUGUCAUCAGCAAAACAGAAGAUGAUUGGCUGGAAGCUAACAUAUCAAACAUAAUGUGAUCUGAUGGGUUAAUUAAUAUUAAUUAAUAUUUCAGAAAAACUGUUUUCUAGGGCUCAGGUGAGUGAUGUUUUAUAUUUUUGAAUCUGUGCAUCACGUGAAGCCGCUUACAACUUGCACAAAAUGUGCAAAUGAAGGUACAUGGGAGUCAGCAAUCGACUGUACAUGGGUUCUAUUGAGCAUUGAACAACAUUUCGCCCUGUUUAUGGGCCCGUAUGCAUAUUGAAUUUUUAGUUUUGUUAAAUGUGUUGUGAUACAUUGCUUAUUUCAAAGAUCUUUUAUUUUUUCAGCCUUUGGGCAAGGACGUCCGUGAUGGAAAUGGUCAUUCAUGUUGUAUGACAACUGUCGUGAAUGUGUUUGUAUCGUGAUCUCAUUUCUUGUUUUGUAAACCACAUUUUUACUGGUAAUGUGUCAACAUGAUUGUGUGCCAAGUCCCAGCAACAAAAAGAGAUAACCUCGCCGCCUUUUAUAAUACUAGAAGCCCUUUUAUUUUUCUAAGACAUCGCUCCAUUCAUAUGUGUAUAAAAAAUAAAAACAAACAGCUAUUUUAUUCUAAGCUGCGUAAGAUUUUUUGUACAAAAAAACUCAAAUUGCUAAAUGGACAAAAUAAAGAGAUAUUUUUGAUGAGCAUGUCCAGCUUGGAGAUAUUUUUUGUAGAUAUUUCUAUAUUUCUCUAUGGUCAAAAGAGGCUUUAAAAGACAAUGUCAAUGUAGUCAGAAAGGGGAAUCUUUAAAAGCUUUAAUUGUGUAUUGAAAAUUCCCCUCAUCCACAGUUUUGUGGAAAUGUCUAAAAAAAGAAUCUCGUUGCCUUGUGAGACUAUCAACAGCCCUAUCGCCGUACCUAAGCCUUUUUUUUGCGUGGUGUGCAACACUCGGCCGUUGUUCAACUUUUUUUCUACAUUUUGCCAACUUUAAAAAAAAAAUCAAGAUUACGGCCAUUAUUUGUAAACUUUUAGUUAAAAUGUUUAUACAUAUCACACACAUGUAUAUAUUUAUAUCUAUUUCAUAUUAUAUAUGCAGCAGUACCAAACGUUGUUUGUAAUAUUUUUCCAUGCGAUUUCUGGGAUUGUAUUGUCAACUUUGGAUCCACCACUUCAACUAAAUAAAGCAUUUUAAAUGCA
This is a messenger RNA of Pomacea canaliculata, 4799 nucleotides long. RefSeq names its product alpha-(1,3)-fucosyltransferase C-like. The transcript is spliced from 6 exons. Gene Ontology annotation, molecular function: alpha-(1->3)-fucosyltransferase activity. Bases 2140 to 3423 code for a protein of 427 amino acids. The record is from RefSeq and is a predicted model, not a curated record. Lineage: Eukaryota; Metazoa; Mollusca; Gastropoda; Architaenioglossa; Ampullariidae. Gene Ontology annotation, cellular component: membrane.